Messenger RNA from Trypanosoma cruzi, 185 nucleotides. RefSeq names its product mucin-associated surface protein (MASP), putative. The annotation marks the transcript as partial. NCBI's taxonomy places the organism in Eukaryota, Euglenozoa, Kinetoplastea, Trypanosomatida, Trypanosomatidae. The record is from RefSeq and is a predicted model, not a curated record. The transcript has a single exon.
CCAACGUUGCGCCCACAGCCAGUGAGACAAACCCACUGACAGCGAAAGCAGCAGCUACCGCCAGAACAGAUGGUACGGCAACGCCUGGCGACAGUGACGGCAGCACCGCGGUCUCCCACACCACCUCCCCUCUUUUGCUUCUUGUUGUUGCGUGUGCGGCUGCGGCUGCGGUGGUGGCUGCGUGA